ACUCUUUAUUUUAGAUCUCCCCACAAUUAACUGUAUGAGCAUUGAGCACCAGCUGACACCCAGAGAGGAUUUGCUGCAGCUGGUCUCCCUCCAGAAGGCGUCUGGCUGCUGGGUGCUGGAUCCAGCUCUGGCUGCUGCACUGGGAAACACCAGCAAGGAGGUUGAGAACACAAAACCUUCAGCAGUGAAACAUGGAGUGUGGGCCACCAUUCUGGCUCUGAUCUGGCUCCAUGGUUUCAAGAUGGAUGCUCAGGAAGAGUGGGAGCUUCUGGCUAUGAAGGCUGUGUCAUGGCUCCGUGCCCAGAAUGCUUUAUGUGUGACAGAGUGUGUGGAAGCUGGAAAUGCUCUGCUGGGUUGCAGCAUGCAGAAAGACGCCCUGGGACUCUGAGGUUUUCAUUAAAGUGCACAGAAGCAGAUUUACCCCAACCUACAACUUUACCUGUAUUUUGUCAACAUUGCACUUUACUCUUUGCACUAUUUACAUUUUUUGUUGCCCAACUCCAUAGAGAUGUACCAACAUGGAAAAAGGUUUUGUACCUCAUUAUU
Sander lucioperca (pikeperch) is the source of this 546-nucleotide messenger RNA. Its product is annotated as von Willebrand factor A domain-containing protein 5A-like. Lineage: Eukaryota; Metazoa; Chordata; Actinopteri; Perciformes; Percidae. The coding region runs from base 35 to 388 and encodes 117 amino acids. The transcript has 3 exons. The record is from RefSeq and is a predicted model, not a curated record.